AGGGGGAGCAUCAGGACAGAUAGCUAAUGCUUGUGGGGCUUAAAACCUAAAUGAUGGGUUCAUAGGUGCAACAAACCACCAUGGCACUUGUAAACCUACAUAACAAACCUACACGUUCUACACAUGUAUCCCGGAACUUAAAGCAAAAUAAAAAUUUUAAGAAACAGUUAUCUAUUCCUUGGAAUAAUUGAACAAAUUGUUGAUUAUGCUUUAUCAUUUUUUAAAUGUACAUUUUGUCUUAAAAAUAUGUAAUAAUAUCCUUAACUCUGCCUCUUGGCCCAUAAAACCUAAAAUAUUUACUAUUGGCCUUUUACAAAAAAGGGUUGCCGACCCCUAGUCUAGGUCAUAACUUUUCUAAAGAUCAAAAAUAUAUUCUAAAUUUCACUUUCCUGUGUGCUACCUGAAAUAAGUAUUCCAUCAACCAACUUGUUAAUUCGAGUUUACAUCAGAUACUAAAUGGCUUAAAUUUAGUUAUCCAAGUAAGACAUAUCCAUUUCAUUGGCCUAUCAAGUAGUUUAUAACUCCAAAAAAAUUUUAUUUACUUACAGAAACUCUAUGGUACUUACUCUAUCCAUAUAUUUUCACUAUACAUAUGACCAUUCACAUGUAAUAUUCCCUGCUGUUUACCCCUUCCUAAAUUCACAUAAUUUAUGCAUGGAACCAAUCCUUAUCCCCUUCAAUCAAAUUACUAAAUUUUUACUUAGAGCAAAUGAUAUAAUUUGGUCUUAUUCUAUUUAAUUUCCCCCAUUUUGUUAUUUAGAGUUCUAGCAUCAGGAAAGUAUCAUUCUUAAGUUUUGGCCCGGCUGUCAAACCUGAGCAGAUCAACUUAAUUAGAGAGAACCAAGAUGAUGUCAAUGCCCAUUUACAUUUUAAGAUGAGGGAUAAAUGAUCUUGUAUAAAAUGUUUGUCAUUUCUGAGAGUGAGAAAUAAUGUGUAUACAGAAAAUGGUUUCCAAACUACAGAGUUUCUGAAGAAAUCUCCCUAGAUAGAAAGAUUUCUGUCUACAAGAUGGAGUGGGAUGCUUCUGUGUGUUUCUUGGGUGGGAAAGUCUGUGAAUUUAAUAAUUAAAAUAAUGACUCUUGGCCGGGCAUGGUGGCUCACGCCUGUAAUUCCAGCACUUGAGAAGGCUGAGGUGGGAGGAUCCCUUGAACCCAGGAGUUUGAGACCAGCCUCAGAAACAAAGUGACACCCGUCUCUACAAAUAAUUAUUUAAAAAUCAGCCUGCCGUGGUGGUGGGCACCUGCAGUCCCAGCUCCUUGGGAGGCUGAGCUGGAUCACUUGAUCCCGGGAAGUCAAGUCUGCCCUGAGCUGUGAUCCUUCCACUGCACCCCAACCUGGGCGACAGAGUAAGAUCGUUUCCUUAAAAAAAAAAAAAAAAAAAAAAAAAAAAGGCCGGGCGCGGUGGCUCAAGCCUGUAAUCCCAGCACUUUGGGAGGCCAAAGCGGGUGGAUCAUGAGGUCAAGAGAUCGAGACCAUCCUGGUCAACAUGGUGAAACCCCGUCUCUACUAAAAAUACAAAAAAUUAGCUGGGCAUGGUGGCGCGUGCCUGUAAUCCCAGCUACUCAGGAGGCUGAGGCAGGAGAAUUGCCUGAACCCAGGAGGCGGAGGUUGCUGUGAGCCGAGAUUGCGCCAUUGCACUCCAGCCUGGGUAACAAGAGCGAAACUCCGUCUCAAGGAAAAAAAAAAAGUACAACUCUGUCCUUCACCUAGCUCAGAGACUGAGAAAUUGAUUCAAAAGAAGUUUUGGUGCUUGCUUCCCGUGGUAACAAGGGAGACUGGGACGUGAUUAAUUAAACACAUUUCCUCCACGAAGAGGAUGGACAAGUUCCUUUUUUAGGAAGGAAAAAAGGAGGAGCGUUGAUAGUAGGGAUCUUCCACAGAGGGGUAAAGUUAAGGAGACGGGAAUGAAGGGUAAGAACAAAGGGUGAGAAGCAAAAUGGUAAAAGGCGAAAUUGAGGAAGUGGGUGUUUCAAUAGUAGAGAGAAUCAUAGACGCAAAUUCGUCCUUUCAUGCUCCCGCACGGCUCAGGUUGGGGAAUUUAAGUCUUAAAUACAAGCGCGCCCUAAUCCUAUCCACUUCCCACAAGAAACUUUCACGCAACCUCGGCCAGGGCCGGCGCCUCACAGCACACGCGCAGAUUCGUUUUUCUUUUGGUGACUGACAGGAAGCGGAAGCCGUGCGUGGGCGGCCGUUUCUAGUGCGCUUGCGUGGGAGGCCUUGUGUAGUGCGCCUGCGUGGGAGGCCGUGUGUAGUGCGCCUGCGUGGGGGGCCGUGUGUAGUGCGCCUGCGCGGGAGGCCGUGUGUAGUGCGCCUGCGCGGGAGGCCGUGUGUAGUGCGCCUGCGCGGGAGGCCGUGUGUAGUGCGCCUGCGCAGCCACGAAUCGCCGCUCACCGUCUGUGUCUCUAAUCGCCCAGCGUUGACCGUUUGAGUCGCGGCUCAUGCCCUCAGUCUCCCGGUCCCGCUAUUCCGAGGACAUCCUGAGCUCUCGUAGACGGCGACGCAGCUCCUCGGGGAGCCCACCAUCCGCGCGGAGCAGACGUUCCUCUAGGGACGGCCGUGAGGGCUUCAGGUCUCCUUGUAGUGAGUCUGGCGUGGGCGCUCUUUACCCCUGUUGUACCUCUGGGUCGCAGGAGCGGCCCCCGGGGCUCCGCACCUACGCUUUACCUUCCUCCUCCUUGACCUCGUAUAGCGGAUGUCGCCACCGUCACCACCGCCAUGCGGAAGAACGGCAGUGGGUGGAAGACUACACGAAGGAUGCGCAGAGGAGGCUGAAGGAGAGAGAGAGGAUUGGGGAGUUGGGAGCGCCUGAGGUGUGGGGCCUGUCUCCAAACUUCCCUGAACCAGAUUCUAAUGAACAUAGCCCAGUUGAGGAUGAAGAGGUAAAGCAUAGGAGGAGCAGCGGCUCAGACUCCAGCUCGGAAGAAAACGGGAAAAAGAAGACCAGUCGUUCAAGAAACAAGAAAAAAAGAAAGAAUAAGUUGUCUAAAAGAAAACAUAGGAAGUCUUCUGAUGAUAGUGACGGUAACUCAAACCCAGAAAAAAAGUCUAACUCUGAUGAUGAUAAAAAGAGAGUUAAAAAAGCCAAGAAGAAAGAGAAGAAAAAGAAACACAAAACAAAAGAACCCAAGAAAAAGAAUAAGACUGAAAAAGAAUCUAGUGACUCAAGCUGUAAAGGUUCACAAGAGGAGUUGUCUGAAGAUACGUGGACGGAGCAGCCAAAUAUUGCAGAUACUAUGGAUUUAAUAGGUCCAGAAGCACCUAUAACACAUACCUCUCAAGAUGAGAAACCUUUGAACUAUGGCCAUGCUUUGCUCCCUGGUGAAGGUGCAGCUAUGGCUGAAUAUGUAAAAGCUGGAAAGCGAAUCCCACGAAGAGGUGAAAUUGGGUUGACAAGUGAAGAGAUCGCUUCUUUUGAAUGCUCAGGUUAUGUCAUGAGUGGUAGCAGGCAUUGCAGAAUGGAGGCUGUACGACUACGUAAGGAGAACCAAAUCUAUAGUGCUGAUGAGAAGAGAGCUCUUGCAUCCUUUAACCAAAAAGAGAGACAAAAGAGAGAAAAUAAGAUUUUAGCCAGUUUUCGAGAGAUGGUGUACAAAAAGACAAAAGGGAAAGAUGGCGAGUAAGGGCUU
Callithrix jacchus (white-tufted-ear marmoset) is the source of this 3626-nucleotide messenger RNA. The record is from RefSeq and is a predicted model, not a curated record. NCBI's taxonomy places the organism in Eukaryota, Metazoa, Chordata, Mammalia, Primates, Cebidae.